Molecule: messenger RNA, 6588 nt
Organism: Erinaceus europaeus (western European hedgehog)
Lineage: Eukaryota; Metazoa; Chordata; Mammalia; Eulipotyphla; Erinaceidae
Gene: BMPR1A
Product: bone morphogenetic protein receptor type 1A
Exons: 12
Coding region: 279-1874 (531 amino acids)
Biological process (GO): cellular response to growth factor stimulus; protein phosphorylation; BMP signaling pathway
Cellular component (GO): plasma membrane; signaling receptor complex
Molecular function (GO): transforming growth factor beta receptor activity, type I; SMAD binding; ATP binding
Source: RefSeq, a predicted model, not a curated record
CGGGCCGGGGCCGCUGCACGCCGAGGGCGGAGGCCGAUUCGGGGCCCCCGCCGCCCGCGCCCCGCCGCCUCGCCGCGCCCACCCCGCUCGGAGCCGAGGGCCCGAGGAUGAGUUCCGCGGGGUCCGGGUGAUAGGAGAAAGCAGUGGAAGUUGGAGUCACUGUCAAGUGAUUGAGACCUUUUACAACAAAAUCCCAUUGAAUAAUCUCAGUUUAAUCUGUAACAUAACAAGACCAGUUAUUAAAGGUGACAGUGAACAGGAAACAUUAAAAUUGAACAAUGACUCAUCUGUAUAUUUACAUCAGAUUAUUGGGAGCCUAUUUGUUCAUCAUUUCACACGUUCAAGGGCAGAAUCUAGACAGAGUUCUCCAUGGUACUGGAAUGAAAUCAGACUCUGACCAGAAAAAGUCAGAAAAUGGAGUAACCUUAGCACCAGAGGAUACUUUGCCUUUUUUAAAGUGUUACUGCUCAGGACACUGCCCGGAUGAUGCUAUUAAUAACACAUGCAUAACUAAUGGACAUUGUUUUGCCAUCAUAGAAGAAGAUGACCAGGGAGAAACCACAUUAGCUUCAGGGUGUAUGAAAUAUGAAGGAUCUGAUUUCCAGUGCAAAGAUUCACCCAAAGCUCAACUACGCCGGACAAUAGAAUGUUGUCGGACCAAUUUAUGUAACCAAUAUUUACAACCUACACUGCCCCCUGCUGUAGAUCCAUUUUUCAAUGGCAGCAUUCGGUGGCUGGUUGUGUUCACGUCAAUGGCCAUUUGCAUAAUUGCUAUGAUCAUCUUCUCCAGCUGCUUUUGCUACAAACAUUAUUGCAAGAGCAUUUCAAGCAGAGGUCGUUAUAAUCGUGAUUUGGAACAGGAUGAAGCAUUUAUCCCAGUUGGAGAAUCAUUAAAAGAUCUUAUUGACCAGUCACAAAGUUCUGGAAGUGGAUCAGGAUUGCCUUUACUGGUUCAGCGAACAAUUGCCAAACAGAUUCAGAUGGUUCGGCAAGUUGGUAAAGGCCGAUAUGGUGAAGUGUGGAUGGGCAAAUGGCGUGGUGAAAAAGUGGCAGUCAAAGUGUUUUUUACCACUGAAGAAGCUAGUUGGUUUCGAGAAACAGAAAUCUAUCAAACUGUGCUAAUGCGCCAUGAAAAUAUACUUGGUUUUAUAGCAGCGGACAUUAAAGGUACAGGCUCCUGGACACAACUCUAUCUGAUUACUGAUUACCAUGAAAAUGGGUCUCUCUAUGACUUCCUGAAAUGUGCUACACUAGAUACCAGAGCCCUGCUUAAGUUGGCUUAUUCAGCUGCCUGUGGUCUGUGCCACCUCCACACAGAAAUUUAUGGCACCCAAGGAAAGCCUGCAAUUGCUCAUCGAGACCUAAAGAGCAAAAACAUUCUUAUCAAGAAAAAUGGGAGUUGCUGUAUUGCCGACCUGGGCCUUGCAGUUAAAUUCAAUAGUGAUACAAAUGAAGUUGAUGUACCCUUGAAUACCAGGGUGGGUACCAAACGCUACAUGGCUCCAGAAGUGCUGGAUGAAAGCCUGAAUAAAAAUCAUUUCCAACCCUACAUAAUGGCUGACAUUUAUAGCUUUGGCCUGAUCAUCUGGGAAAUGGCUCGUCGUUGUAUCACAGGGGGAAUAGUAGAAGAAUACCAGUUGCCAUAUUACAACAUGGUACCUAAUGAUCCGUCAUAUGAAGAUAUGCGUGAGGUUGUGUGUGUCAAACGUUUGCGGCCAAUUGUGUCUAAUCGGUGGAAUAGUGAUGAAUGCCUACGAGCAGUUCUAAAGCUAAUGUCAGAGUGCUGGGCUCAUAACCCAGCCUCCAGACUUACAGCUCUGAGGAUUAAGAAGACACUUGCCAAGAUGGUUGAAUCCCAAGAUGUAAAGAUUUGAGAGUUACACAGUCAUGAAGAGAAAUUCUCAACUACAAAAACUAUUCACCGAAGAAACAGGUGGAAUCGGAAUAGAAUAAGUAUGUAGACUUGGUUCUCAGACUCUUUCCUCACUACACCUUCACAGGCUGCUAAUAUUAAACCUUUCAGUACUCUGUAGAAUACAAGCUGGGAAUUUCUGAACACUGCAUUCUUUACAUAUGGACAGUUUUAUUUUAAAUAUUUUUGAUGCCUUUUUUUUUUAAUGGAUUUUUAUGAAUUGCAUCAAGACUUCAAUUCUGAUUAAGUCUCCAGUCAUACUCUGGGUACUGAAUUAGCUGUUUAUAAGUUGGUGCUUUCUGUGAAAGCCUUCAGAAGAUAAAAGAAUUCAGCAGAGAUGGAGGAAAUAUACACUUUUGCUGCCUUCUACCUAAGAAAACUCAACCUGUUUGUAUUCUACCUUUGUAAACAGCCUAUGGAUUAUGAUCUGUUUGGAUUACUGCUUCGCUUGUCAUACCUUGAUAAUGGUGUGUGUGCAUACACACUAAUGUUCCUCUGCUGCCAUCUGAAUUCAAAGAACAUAAUUUAUGAAAUUACAGGAAGAUAUUGGUGGCUGUUGGUUUUGCGCAUUUAGCAUACAUUAUCUGGCCAAGUUUCGCCAAUUACAUAAAAGCCAUUUAACCUACGAGUGAGGUAGCUUCUCUACCAAGUUUAUUUUUUAACAUAGAAGUUGAUAAAAAGGCCAAAAGAAGUUCAAAGUAUCUGUAAAUUGGGAUUGUUUCCCUCCACUAAUACGUAUGUAUAUAUACAUUCAUCCUCUCUAAAGUCGGAACUCCAAUGCCAUGAACCCCUAAAGAAAACACUUCUUAUUGAAGUGCAUUACUAAUUAUUAUAUUUGAUAGCAAUGUAAGUGCCUAUAACCAUAUUCUGUAUUCUUUAUUCUCAGUAACUUUAAAAAGGGAAGUUAUUUAUAUUUGUGUGUAAUGUGCUUUGUUUGCAAAACACUUGCUCCUUUACAAGCAUAUUUUUAUAUGUACAUACAUCUAUACUGUAGAAACCAGCUCACAUGUACCUCACAUCCCAUCCUUAAGGGAAAAAAAUUAAAAGUUCAUCAAAGAAAUGUUACAAAGUAGAACUUCAGAUGAAUUUUCAGGACUAAUGUAUCCAGCUUAGUAUAUAUAAAAUCUGAGAUUUUGUUAACUCCAAGCAAAGACCUUCAGUAAGAUAUCUUGGUUUUCCUUUGUGAAAGGAUUCUCUUAAAUUUAAAAAUUCUUUUUAAAUUUCAGAACUAAUAAAUAUUUUUAUUAAUAGCUGUUUAAAACAUUUAAAUCAUUUGAGAUUCUGGGAUAUAUGAUUUUUCUAAAACAUCCAGUAUCUAGCCAUCUAUACUGUAUAACUUUCACUCAAUAAAACACAACAUUUUAUAGAUGCCUUGUUAUCCCAAAGAAUAAUUCUGACUUACAUAGGCCUAAUAUACUUCUAUUAUGCCUUUUAAUUAUUAAUGUCUUAUUAAGGAUUCCUGAGUUCAUUGAGUAUGAAACAGUUUUCUUUGAAUAUAACAUAAAAUAAACUGUGAUUAUAUCACAACAUAAUAAAAAAACUUGAAACUUGAAAGGAGAAUCUGAUUAGCGUUUCAGAAUAGAGUUCUUAUAUUAUUUCACAAAUUUGAUUUGAAAUGUUCAUCAAGAUAAGCAAAUUUACAGAUUGCUAAUACUCAGUAACUUUUUCAGAAUGUCUUCCUCAUUGCCCUGAGAAAUGCAAAUAUUUUAAUCAAAUUAUCAUGUGACUUCUUAAGGACACUAGUAAGUCCUGUGAUCUACUUGGUCUAAAGUUAAUGACUUCAUUUUUUAUUUAAUAAACUAUAACUCUUGGAAAUCAUCUGCCAUGUUAAUAACAAAAGAAAAUAUGUAUGAAAGACAAGUUUAGUUCUUAAAAAUGGUAUGUGUAAGCAACAAAUUACAGAUACUGUACAGGCCACUGUAGUAAAAAAAACUUAAAUCUGUUUAAAGGGAUACAAAAAAUUAACCUUGAAAACUUGUUCAGUAAAAUGUUUUCUAUUAUAAGGAUCCCGGUUCGAACCCCGGCUCCCCACCUGCAGGGGAGUCGCUUCACAGGCGGUGAAGCAGGUCUGCAGGUGUCUAUCUUUCUCUCCCCCUCUCUGUCUUCCCCUCCUCUCUCUGUUUCUCUCUGUCCUAUCCAACAAUGACGACAAUAAUAACUACAACAAUAAAACAACAAGGGCAACAAAAGGGAAUAAAUAAAUAAAAUAAAAAUGUUUUCUAUUAUGUGUUCUCUUAACAGGUAAUGCCAUGUGUGUGAAAAUCUAGAGUGAAAAAAAUAAUUCUUUAAAAGAUUUAUUUAUGAACACAAGGGAGAGAACCAGAUCAUCACUCUGGUGUAUAUGAUGCCAGAGAUCAAACUCAAGACCUCAUGCUAUACAUUCAGCACUCUAGCCACUGUGCCACUUCCUUGGCAAUGAAAUUUAUUUUCUUCUCUCCUUCCUUCUCUUUUCUCCUCUGUCAUUCUUUCUUUCUCUGUUACUGUAAAAUUUCAAAGUUUAUCCAUUAAGUAAAAUACUCAAAAAGAGGGUAAUGUACUGUACUAUAGUGAGUACUUCAUGGAAUUCUAAAGACUGGAAAAAUGGCUUAUUUGUAUAGUGUACCUGGUCUGCCAUACAUGUGCCCCAGGUAUGAGCCCAGCCCCCAGGAGGAAACUUCAGUGCUACGAUGUCUUUCCCUUGGUCUCUCUUUUUUUUUAUCUGAAAAAGUCAGACUGAAGUGAUGAAGCACUAGCAAUGGCGGGGAGGCAGGGGUUGUAAAAUUCUAAGAAGUUACCAUUUGAUCUCACAGUUUAAUCUUUUAAAAGCAUGCAUGUGACUUCUGUUAGUCAUCCCAUUAUAACUAAAACAUAGAAUUUUAAAAAGCAAAUCAAUCUGUAAAGAAAUAGCAAGUUAACCAAUAAGAAAAAUUCUUAUGAGGAGUUGGGGGGGGGGUAGCGCAGCGGGUUAAGCAUAGGUGGUGCAAAGUGCAAGGACUGGCAUAAGGGUACGGGUUCGAGCCCCUGGCUCCCCACCUGCAGGGGAGUCGCUUCACAAGUGGUGAAGCAGGUCUGUCCAUCUUUCUCUACUCCUCUCUGUCUUUCCCUCCUCUCUUCAGUUCUCUGUCCUAUCCAACAACAAAGAUAUCAAUAAUGACUACAACAACAAUAAGAAAAAAUAAGGCAACAAAACAGAAUAAAUUAAUUUAAAAAGAAAAAUUCUUAUAAAUUAUUUUAAUGCUAGUUAAAAGUUUUCAGAAAUGAAAGAUUCAGUGUUUUUCAGUUAGUUACUUUUGCUUUCUUACUGAACAAGUUUCCAAGGUAUGAUACUUGAUAUUUCUCAAGAAAUUGUCUUCACAAAAGAUACUUUAAUUAACUAUGUAGUUUGCCAUUUCAAUAUCUAGAAGUAUUUCUAAACAUAGAAAAUGAUCCUUAGUUUUUGAGAAUUGUUUUUCUAGAACUUGCCACAUACUUCUUCACUCUUAAAUUAUUUAGUCUUUUUUCUUCAACAUUUUGCUUCUUUUUGUAGCAAAAAUGCAAUACUGUUUUUAAAGAAUAUUGAAUCUCUAAAUUGGCCCAAGAUCAAAUUUUAUAUGCAAGGCUUUUUCCAAGAAAGAUUUUAUAAAUUAAGCUUCUUGUUUUUCUUUUCUGUUUCUUUUUUCUUUUGGGACCAGAGCACUGCUCAGCUCUGGGUUGUGGUGCAGGGGUAUUGAACCUCAAACUCAAGAAUGAGAGUCUCUGCAUAGCCAUUAUUCUAUCUACCCCUGCCUCUUUUCAUGUUGUUUUGGUACUUUUUUUUUUUGGGGGGGGGGUUGUGGUAUCAGCACUUGAGCCUGGCAAGUUGUGCAUUAUAGCCAGUGGACUCUCUCCUGACCCCAUACUCUCUCUCUCUCUCUCUCUCCCCUCCCCCCCCCCUUUUUUUUUUACCAGAGCACUGCUCAGCUCUGGUUUAAGGUGGUGCAGGGGAUUGAACCUGGGACUUUGGAGCCUCAGGCAUGAGCUUCUCUUUGCAUAACCAUUAUGCUAUUAACCCCCACCCCCCAUACUCUUUAUUUUGAAAUGUUUCUAAAUAUCUCAAGUUUCAACAGCUGAAUACUAAUUUUUUAAUCACAGCUCUUGAUUAAUUAAAAGUGGUAAUAUUUAUGAUUUGCUUGGGCGAGAUACUAAAAAAUAGUGUGGCAGCAGUUCAUCUUGCCUCAGUUUUGUUACAAGAGUCACAGUAAAAGCUGCAGAGAGCUGACAUAUUCAUAAAAAAUUUAAGUCUAGGGCAGCCUCAUGUAGUGAUCAUCCCAUAAGGAAAGUAUGUGAAUAAUGCUUUUGCUGAGGACUAAAUGUUGUAAUUUUAGCUUGUGCUCUGUACUGUGCUUUCAUUGGAGUUAUUUAAGCCCUUUCAAAUGACUGUUGUCCUUGCCCCUUUAAAAACUAAAAUGUAGUAAAUAUUGUAUAAAAUGAAAAUGUCAUUAUACCUAAAGUAGAACUUGUAUAUAGCCAUUAAAAGAAGGGUUAAAAAGAGCAGUUUUAUUAUGACAGUUGUAAAACACCAAAAUAUAGAUUCAUCUUUGAUAUGUAAUACACUAAAUGUAUUUUGUACAGCAUCUGGUUUAAAAGGUGCCUUAUUGAGUUUACCAUUAAUUGCUUUGUUCUAUAUAGAGAUUAUGUUCAUUGUAUCAUUUUUAAGUAAAUAACCUUAUUUUAGUAUA